CCGAGUGCAGCUGUUUGUUGAUAUAGACAGAAGACAGUGAAGGUAUACCUGCUUAGUGAUUUCAUCCAUCUCUUUCUGUCUCUGUCGUCUCUCAUGUCUACAAGAUACACACCAAUGGCAAUGGCGAACAACCAGUACCAGAAGCCUCACGCCGUCAUCUUUCCCCUCCCUCUUCAAGGCCAUGUAAUCCCCUCCGUCCGUCUAGCCUUGAAGCUUGCAUCAAACGGCUUCACCAUCACCUUCGUCAACACUCUAUCAAUUCACCACCGUAUCAGAAAAUCCCAGCCCAGUAGCGCUGACAAUAACAUCUUCACCGGAGCAGCUAAAUCUGGUCUGGACAUACGUUACAUGACCAUCAGCGAUGGUUUUCCACUUGGGUUCGACCGUUCCCUCAACCAUGACCAGUUCAUGGAGGGUCUUUUACAUGUCUUCUCGUCCCACGUCGAUGAGCUUGUCGGAAAAGUGGUUCACUGCGACCCUCCGGUCACUUGCUUGAUUGCAGACACUUUUUUCGUUUGGUCAUCAAUGAUUGCCGACAAGUACAACCUCGUUAAUGUUUCUUUCUGGACUCAACCAGCUUUGGUUCUUACUCUCUGCUAUCACUUGGACCUCCUUAGACAAAAUGGUCACUUUGCUUCUCAAGAUAAUCGUAAGGAUACCAUCGACUACAUACCUGGUGUGAGGGCCAUCGAACCAAAGGACGUGAUAUAUUUUCUUCAAGCAACAGCCGAUAACGUAUCGAAGGUGGCGCACCGUAUCGCAUACAAGGCAUUUGAUGAUGUAAAAAGAGCGGACUUUAUUGUUUGUAACACUGUCCAAGAGCUUGAAUCCGAGACCAUCUUAGCCUUGCAACAAAAGCAGCCAAUAUAUGCAAUCGGACCUGUUUUCCCAAUUGGGUUAGCCACGACCGUUGUGCCUACUAGCCUUUGGUCCGAGUCGGACUGCACCCAGUGGCUCCACACCAGGUCACAUGGAUCAGCGUUGUACAUCUCGUUUGGUAGUUGUGCUCAUGUUAGUAAACAAGAUGUUGUAGAGAUAGCCUAUGGGGUUGUACUUAGUGGAGUGAGCUUUAUUUGGGUGCUUCGCCCUGAUGUUGUGAAAUCUGAUGAAGCUGAUUUUCUGCCCACUGGAUUUGAAGAUGAGAUCAAAGGUAAAGGGUUGAUCGUGCCAUGGUGCCAUCAAAUGGCUGUGAUCUCACACCCAACAAUCGGAGGGUUCUUAAGUCACUGUGGAUGGAAUUCAAUAUUAGAAAGCAUAUGUUGUGGUGUUCCAUUGCUGUGUUUCCCUUUGCAGAGUGAUCAAUUCACUAAUAGAAAAUUGGUGGUGGAUGAUUGGAGGAUCGGACUUAAUCUUUGUGACAAGAAGCCAAUCACACGGCAGGAAGUUGCAGACAAAAUUAAAGGUCUUAUGAAUGGAGAUCAAUUGGGUGAUGAAUUGAGGAAGAAUAUGAAGGAGUUCAAAAGGAUAGUAGAGAAUGCAUUGAGCAUCGAUGGAUCAUCUGAAAAGAAUUUCAAUCAAUUCAUCAAUGACCUGAAAUUGAAAUUACAAAGAAAGUCGGGGUGACAUGAGGGAACACAACCAUCCAUUUUCUUGCAGUUGCGGCCUAUGUGGGUUGUUCUUUCUCUUGGUAUUGUUUGUACAAAUUUGUCGAAAUUAAUUAUGUUGU
Messenger RNA from Corylus avellana, 1666 nucleotides. RefSeq names its product UDP-glycosyltransferase 86A1. Gene Ontology annotation, molecular function: quercetin 7-O-glucosyltransferase activity; quercetin 3-O-glucosyltransferase activity. NCBI's taxonomy places the organism in Eukaryota, Viridiplantae, Streptophyta, Magnoliopsida, Fagales, Betulaceae. The record is from RefSeq and is a predicted model, not a curated record.